AUGCCAUUCGCACAGCUGGUGCUUGGCAGCCCCGGCGCGGGCAAAAGCACAUAUUGCGACGGCAUGCACCAGUUCAUGGGCGCCAUAGGACGAGAAUGCUCAGUAGUCAACCUUGACCCCGCCAACGACAAGACCAAUUACCCAUGUGCGCUUGAUAUUCGGAAUCUUGUCACAUUAGAGGAGAUCAUGGCCGAUGAUCAACUUGGCCCCAACGGCGGCAUCCUCUAUGCAUUCGAGGAGCUGGAACAUAAUAUGGAAUGGCUCGAGAAUGGUCUCAAGGAGCUCGGGGAUUCAUAUAUUCUUUUCGACUGCCCGGGCCAAGUCGAGCUAUAUACACACCAUAACUCUCUCCGUAACAUCUUCUUCAGGCUGCAAAAACUGGGCUACCGACUCGUGGUUGUUCAUUUAUCGGAUAGCUUCUGCUUAACGCAACCCUCACUGUAUAUCUCGAACCUCCUCCUCACACUUCGCGCUAUGCUCCAGAUGGAUCUUCCACACAUCAACGUCCUCACUAAGAUCGACAAAAUCUCCUCAUACGAUCCUCUGCCAUUCAAUCUCGACUUCUACACCGAGGUCGAUGACCUGUCAUACAUCCUCCCGGAACUUGAAGCAGAGGCUCCAGCGAUGCGUAGCGACAAGUUCAGCCGGCUGAACCAAGCUGUGGCCAACCUUGUUGAGAGCUUCGGCCUCGUACGAUUUGAGGUGCUUGCUGUUGAGAACAAAAAGAGCAUGAUGCAGCUCUUGCGGGUUGUCGAUAGGGCUAGCGGGUAUGUUUUUGGUGGCGCUGAAGGAGCCAACGACACGGUUUGGCAGAUAGCUAUGCGUAAUGAAUCGUCCAUGAUGGAUGUGCAAGACAUUCAGGAACGCUGGAUCGAUGCGAAAGACGACUACGAUGCCGCAGAGCAAAUGGAAUGGGAGGAGCAGCAGAAAAAGACUGGGAAUCUUGCUGGCGCGGAUACGGGUACUACUACCCCUGACCUUAUUCCGGACGACGAUGACGAGUUCGAUGGUAUGCCCCCUCCUAUGGGAGAUAGUGGUGUUAAAGUCGUUCGAAGAAAACCAUAA
Xylaria bambusicola is the source of this 1065-nucleotide messenger RNA. RefSeq lists its product as uncharacterized. Gene Ontology annotation, molecular function: GTPase activity. The coding region runs from base 1 to 1065 and encodes 354 amino acids. The transcript is spliced from 3 exons. NCBI's taxonomy places the organism in Eukaryota, Fungi, Ascomycota, Sordariomycetes, Xylariales, Xylariaceae. The record is from RefSeq and is a predicted model, not a curated record. Gene Ontology annotation, cellular component: cytoplasm.